AUGACCACGUCAAAGGACCCCAUUACCUGGGAACAGAGUAAACAUUAUAUCAAGACCGGUGAGUUGUACAAGUUGAUCCGGUCACCGGAAAUUACGGCCAAAUAUCGCAAGCAUAAAUCCGAGCUUGAAUCUAAAGGCCAAGAUUUGGUCUCCUUUAUCCUCACUUCCAGAUUACACUGGGAUGUGAAAGAAUUGAACCACUUUAAUAAUAUAGCUUUCGCCUCGGAUGAGGAUAAGAUUAAAACCUUGUUUAAGGAUAAGACUACGUUGAAGAUUCUUACGAAUGAUUACCCUUAUAAUCUCGAAGAUUCCAUAUCUCAUAUCUUGAUUUGGUCCAAAAUCUAUAUUCCGUUGUACCAGUCCAACGUGAACGCAUCAACAGAUGAUUCAGUCGUUAUGCAAUCAAUGAAUACAGAAGUGAAACAACUAAUCGAGAAGUUUUUGGACCAUUUGCUUAAACCAUUAGGUUUAACGGACUAUAUUUGGUUUAUCAAUUAUCCGAGAUUGCAAAGUAUAAAGACCGUCUCCCACAUACACGUCCUGAUCAAAUCCAAUGAUAAAGAUACAGUUCAGAGACUUGUAGAUGACGAUUCGUUACUAACCCCAUUACCCUCAGAGUGA
This is a messenger RNA of Kluyveromyces lactis, 621 nucleotides long. It is a transcript of the gene HTC1, whose product is annotated as Htc1p. The coding region runs from base 1 to 621 and encodes 206 amino acids. The transcript has a single exon. Gene Ontology annotation, biological process: N-acetylglucosamine metabolic process. Lineage: Eukaryota; Fungi; Ascomycota; Saccharomycetes; Saccharomycetales; Saccharomycetaceae. The record is from RefSeq and is a predicted model, not a curated record. Gene Ontology annotation, cellular component: cytoplasm.